AGCGCGCCGAGAAAGUCGGCGCACUCGGCGAGGCCUGGGCGACAGCCUGCAUCGCCUCCGGGCAGCAGCGGCAGGCCAGGGCGGGGCCCAUCGAGACGGCGGCGGCUCCGGCCAGGCCCACACCCCCUUCCAUCCGAGGCCCCUCUCCAGGGUCCGUCCGAGGCCCGCCCGCCGAGGCGGCUCCGGACGUGGCGACGAGCGAGAGGCACGCCGGGCAGGGGUGGCCGUGGUCUCCAGGGGCGCCCCGCCGCCGCUCCGCGCAGAGCGCCCGCGUCGGCGCCGCGCCGAAGUUUUCGGGGGGCGGCGCCCCCGCGCGCGGCGAGCCUAAAGUACAAGCACCAGCGCCUGGUGCUCGGCAGAGGGAGGGGCAGCGGUAGGGGGAGGGGGC
Prorocentrum cordatum is the source of this 388-nucleotide messenger RNA. The record is from the annotation of a GenBank genome assembly. Lineage: Eukaryota; Dinophyceae; Prorocentrales; Prorocentraceae.